Molecule: messenger RNA, 1473 nt
Organism: Scheffersomyces coipomensis
Lineage: Eukaryota; Fungi; Ascomycota; Pichiomycetes; Serinales; Debaryomycetaceae
Product: major facilitator superfamily domain-containing protein
Exons: 1
Coding region: 1-1473 (490 amino acids)
Biological process (GO): transmembrane transport
Cellular component (GO): plasma membrane
Molecular function (GO): transmembrane transporter activity
Source: RefSeq, a predicted model, not a curated record
AUGUCUUUCCCAAGUGAUAUUGAAAAGGCUUCACACGAUCAUGUCGAAGAAUUUGACCCAGUUGCAUUUAGUGAACUUGACCAAGAACAUCAUGAUUUUCUUAUGCAAAGACAUGGGUCAGUUCAAUUAGAUCCUUUGCCAUCAAGUGAUCCAUUGGAUCCUCUUAAUUGGCCAGAUUGGAAAAAGAACUUUGAAAUUUUAUUAAUUGCUUUUCAAACUUUUAGUUCUACUUUUAUGGCUGCUGGUUUAACUCCUGCUUUCGAGCCUAUGGCUGAAGCUUAUGGUGUUAUUGUUCCAACCGCUUCUUACUUUACUUCUGCUCAAAUUGCUGCUUUAGGGGUUAUGCCUCUUGUUUGGGUUCCAAUGAUGAAUGCUUACGGUAGAAAUGGUUUCUUAACUGUUUCAACUUUAAUCUGUGCUGGUUUAAAUAUUGCCGGUGGUUUCUGUACUACUUAUGGUCAACAAAUGGCUACUAGAGUUUUGGUUGCUGUUUUUAUUUCAACUGCUUCUGCCGCUGGUUCUUCUGUUGUCGCUGAUUUAGCUUUCAGUCAUGAAAGAGGAAAAAAGAAUGGUUGGUGGUCUGUUGCUCUUGUUGUCGGUACUCCAGCUGGUCCUUUCUUCUGUGGUUUUAUUCAACAACAUGCUGGUACUAAAUGGAUUUACUUUGUCUUUGCAUUUAUGAACUUUGCUCAAUUUAUCCUUUGGAUCUUUGCUGAUGAGACUGUAUAUUAUAGACAUGGUCCUCAACCAGAGCAAAAAGGUUUCCUUAGAUUCUUAGGUAUCAGAAAGAACCCAGACGCUAAAUUAAGUCUUUCUGUUUUCUUUAGACCAUUCAGAUUAGCCACUAACUUUAACGUUGUCAUGGCCGUUAUUGCUGCUUCAGUUACCUUCUGUUAUGCUAACAUUGUUCUUGUUGUUGAAUUACCGCAAGCUAUGGGUGCUUUAUUCAAUUUAGAUGCUCAACAAAUCAGUUAUCAAUAUAUUUCCCUUAUUAUUGGUUCAUUAAUUGGUGAAGUUUUAGCAGGUCCUCUUUCUGAUUACUGUAUGAAGAGAUGUAUCGCUAAGAGAGGUGGUAAGAGAGUUAUUGUGGACAGAUUAUGGAUUUCAUACAAUGGUUUCCUCUGUGUCAUUGUUGGUUUAAUUGUUUGGGGUGUUUACUUAUACAAGGCAGUUCCAGGUCACUGGAAAAUUAGUCCAUUAAUCGGUGGUGCUGUUGCUUCUGCUGGUAACAAUAUUGUUGCCACUGUUCUUGUUACAUUUGCUAUUGAUAGUGCUCCAGAAUUAGCUCCAGAUGUUGGUUUAUUCUUAAAUGUUGCAAGACAAACUUUUGGAUUCUUAGGUCCAUUCUAUUUCCCAGCUAUGUUCACCAAUCUUAACUUUGCUGGGUCUGCCGGAUUGAUGUCUGCUUUAGUUUUAGUAUUUGGAGCAGGUAUCAUAGCUUUUACUCACUUUAUUGGUGCUAGAAAAGCCUAG